CCGCAUCAUGACGCAGCCCGCGAAAAGAUCCCCCCUGCCAAAGCACCUCCAAUUCGCCUUCGGAGGCAUGUCCGGCAUGGCCGCGACUUGCGUUGUGCAGCCUGUCGAUCUCAUCAAGACCCGUAUGCAGCUCACCCCCUCCGUCGCGGGCCUUCCGAAGCCCGGCUUCGUCUCUACCGUGCAGUCGGUGACAGCCUCUGAGGGUGUGCUGGCGCUCUACAAGGGUCUGUCUGCCGGUCUCUUCCGGCAAGUGACAUACACGACGGCCCGCCUAGGCACGUUCGGCGUGCUGAAAGACCUGAUGUCACCUGACGGCACGCCGCUCCCCUUUUUUAAGAAGGCCUUCGCGGGGAUGGUUGCGGGCGGCAUCGGGGCGGUCGUCGGCAACCCGGCCGAGGUUGCCCUGAUCCGCAUGACGGCCGACGGCCGUCUGCCACCCGCCGAGCGCCGCGGCUACACCUCGGUCUUCAACGCCCUCGGCCGCGUCACCAGCGAGGAGGGCCUCGCCACCCUGUGGAGGGGCACGUCCGCCACGGUCGGCCGCGCAAUGCUGCUCAACAUCGCACAGCUGGCCACGUACGACCAGGCGAAGGAGAUGAUCCUCGCCACCGGCGCCUUGGGGGAUAACAUGGGCGCGCAUAUUGCCGCGUCCACGUGCUCCGCGUUCGUCGCCACCGGCGUUUCUAUCCCGCUGGACUCCGCUAAGACGCGCGUGCAGAAUAUGAACGUUAUUAAUGGCGUCCCAGAGUAUUCGGGUAUGGUGGAUGCGUUGAGGAAGACCGCACAGAGAGACGGCGUGUUGAGCUUGUGGAGAGGGGUCACACCCUACUUCUUGAGGCUUGGGCCGCAUACCAUUCUCACGUUCGUUUGCCUCGAGCAGUUUAAGGCCGCGUAUCAGCGCACGAGAAAUUUACCACACCGAUGUACAGUAGUGCAGAGUACGGAGGACAGGGCAUAG
This is a messenger RNA of Chondrus crispus (carragheen), 958 nucleotides long. Its product is annotated as probable mitochrondrial 2-oxoglutarate/malate carrier protein. The record is from RefSeq and is a predicted model, not a curated record. Gene Ontology annotation, cellular component: mitochondrial membrane. The transcript has 5 exons. Gene Ontology annotation, molecular function: succinate transmembrane transporter activity; oxaloacetate transmembrane transporter activity; malate transmembrane transporter activity. The annotation marks the transcript as partial. Lineage: Eukaryota; Rhodophyta; Florideophyceae; Gigartinales; Gigartinaceae. Gene Ontology annotation, biological process: succinate transmembrane transport; malate transmembrane transport; oxaloacetate transport.